Cyphellophora europaea CBS 101466 is the source of this 1050-nucleotide messenger RNA. RefSeq lists its product as uncharacterized. The coding region runs from base 1 to 1050 and encodes 349 amino acids. NCBI's taxonomy places the organism in Eukaryota, Fungi, Ascomycota, Eurotiomycetes, Chaetothyriales, Cyphellophoraceae. The transcript is spliced from 2 exons. The record is from RefSeq and is a predicted model, not a curated record. Gene Ontology annotation, molecular function: zinc ion binding; oxidoreductase activity.
AUGGCUACAGAAGCUCUCCCAUCGACCCACCGGGCCGCGAUCCUCACCCAGCAUGGCGACCACAAGUUCUCGUUCGCCACCGAGACCGUCCCCCUCCCCCACCUCGAACCCAGCCAGAUCCUCGUCCGCCUCACGCACUCAGGCGUCUGCGGCUCAGACCUUCAUCUCGCCUCCGGCCACAUGGGCCCCGUGCGCUCCGUCCUGGGCCACGAGGGCGUCGGGCGCGUCGUCGCCUUGGGCUCCGCGGUGUCGGCGGAUCUGAUCGCCGUGGGUGCCCGUGUUGGCAUCGCCUGGGUGCGUGACAUCUGCGGGGACUGCGCGGCGUGUCUGCGCGGCGAGGAGGGACGUUGUGGCCAGUUGCUCACCAGUGGAAGGGUGUGGGAGGGAAGCUUUGCCGAGUAUGCUGUCGUGCCGGCGCGGUAUGUGAUUCGUUUGCCGGAUGAGGUGGAAGGGCUGGAGGACGAGGUGGUGGCGCCCAUACUCUGUGCUGGCGUCACGGCUUACAAGGCGGUGAAGGUUUGCGGGGCGACGCCCGGUGCUUGGGUGGCAGUGUCGGGCGCCGGUGGUGGUGUCGGCGCUUUGGCAGUCCAGUUCGCGGUGGCUAUGGGCUAUCGCGUGCUUGCCGUCGAUGUGGGGAAGGAGCCGUACUGCAGAAACAUGGGCGCGGAGGCAUACCUCGAAGCCGGUGAGGCGAGUGUCGAGGCUGUGGGGAAAGCCACGGGUGAAGGUGUCCACGCCGUCGUUGUCGCGGCGGGCUUGAACAAAGCAUAUCAGGCGGCCAUCAACUGGCUGGCGCCGUUUGGGACGCUGGUCUGUGUCGGUGUGCCGCCCGAGGAUCAGCUCGUCAAUUUUCAUCCGGCUUGGUUCAUUGGCAAAGGUAUCCGCAUCAUUGGCUCCGCAGUCGGGACGCGGCAGGACAUUCUCGAAGCGUUGGAGUUUCUUCGCCGGAAAGUCGUGAAGCCCGUCGUGGAAAUCGUCGAGCUUGAUCAGCUGAAUGCCAUUACGGAUGGACUCGAUAAGGCGACCAAGAAGUAUGUCAUCAAAUUUUAA